AUGGCAUGCCUUGCUCCGCCAGCGUCCUUCGCUCCCUUUUGCAGGGGCCCCUUUGCAUCUCCGGCCAACUUGUAUCGGCCGCCCGCCUCCAUCGCCUCCUUGUCUCCUUCGUCUCCCCCUUUCUACCCCAGCCGUGUCAUGGUUAGGUGGGAAGCUCCCCCGGCGGGCUGGCUGAAGCUAAACUUCGACGGGUCUGUGUACAACGACGGGUCCGGCCGGGCUAGCAUCGGCGGCGCCAUCCGCGACUGCAACGGCCGCGUUCUUGUCGCCUUUGCCGAGCCGACGGAGCACUCGACCGUGGGCAUAGUGGAGGCCAGGGCGCUCAUCCGCGGGCUGCGCCCCGCGCUGAGUCGCUUCCGCGGCAGGCUGGUGGCGGAAGGAGACGACCUGAUGCUGGUGGAGCUCCUCACCGGCGAGGAGACGCAGACGCGCGUACCUCAGGCCAUGCAAGACGAGAUUCUCAUGCUGCUUGGGUGCUUCGCGGCGUACAAGGUCCAGCACAUCUUCCGCGAGGGCAAUCAGGUCGCCCACGUCCUGUGCAAGGAGGCGUAUCAGCGUCCGGGGGUGUGGGCGGGCGGGAUCGUGUCGCACGCCGUCUGGGAGAAGGCCCAAGACGAUGUGCACGGCGUGGCGCACGAGCGGCUCUUCAAGAAGAAGUAG
Molecule: messenger RNA, 660 nt
Organism: Triticum turgidum subsp. durum (durum wheat)
Lineage: Eukaryota; Viridiplantae; Streptophyta; Magnoliopsida; Poales; Poaceae
Source: the annotation of a GenBank genome assembly